AUGGUUAUUGUAAAAGAAACGGUGGCGAAGAAGAGCACCGCAGAAAAUAAAUCAUCUUCAGAUAACCAAACUGCUAAUGGGAAUGCUACCCGUCUUUUCGGAGAUCAAUCGCCAACAAUGCCUGGAUCCGCCGAAGAUGUGCUACCCCUUCCUGUAAGAUUGGCUCUGGUGUUCAUUGGCCAUUGGCGUCCUGGGGUAAAGAAAAAUGAAGACAAAACGCUCAAUCCAUCCAAGGAAAACAACAAUGACAACCGGAAUGAGUCGAAAUUCGAUGAAGAGAAGAUGGUAGGAGGUCCAAGAUCAUCCUUCGACGAUGUCACGUCCCAAUUGAUGAACCAUGAUGAAAACCUACACAACCAGGAGCAACGAACCCCAUUGUGCAAGAGAUUGAAAGAAUACUGCCGUUGUUCAGACCUGAUGGGAAUGGCAUUCCUUAUAUUCUCGUGCUGCAUGAUGUUUUACGACCUAGAAGCAUACUUUCGUAGUUACUGGGGUAUCAAAGAGUACACCCUCCAUUUUGUCACGUACGUCACCUUCGUAGGUCAGCUUAUGGUUUUACCUUACUGGUUCCUGUUCACGCGCAUAAAAUAUGGGAUAAUCAGUAAAAGUCACCUUCGGGUUUCCACCACGUCCAUGAAUUUCAUCGCACAUCGAAUCAAGGUCAUCCGAAGAGGGCGUUCCGACUCGAUCACCCUGUCCUGGUUCCCUUUCUGCUGCAUCCUUGCGUGGCCCGUAAUAUCGGGGUGCUUUCGAGUCCUGUACGACUACAAAUUCCGACUCUGUAAGAUAUCCAGCAUCCAUGGUGAAGUUAGUCACUGGAAUUCACUCCUCGGGUUUGUCACCUACGGGUGCUUUUGUUACAUCUUAUACUUGCAGCGCAAAUCGUUCGAAAUCGAAGCGCAGCAGGUGUUCCGUUACGCCUUGGAACAGGCGCCCUACCAGAAUGUCGAUGCGGUGCUCAGCCGCAUCCGGCAAUUCAGCUUACAGUAUAAAUUCAUCCGUAAGCACAUCAGGCGAUGGAUGGCGUUUACUAUCCUGGUUUCGACGUUCGGGCUCACAUCUUGCAUCGCGUGGAAUUACCUGGUGUUCAAUGAAGAGAAAAAUAACAACCCAGACCUUCUCUGGUCCAUCUACUUCAUGAACGCCCUGGUCAGCUCACAGAAGAUCACCUUCGUCGUUGUACCUGUGUUUGCGCUGGGUGGUUUUAACAUGGAUCAUAUUUGGAGACGCUUCAAAGAAAAGAUCGCCCACAGCAGAGAAUACAGGUACAAGAAAUUCUGGAAAGCUGUCAACAAGUACGUCAAGGACAUAAAUCACGUCUCACUUUCUGGGGAUGUGAUAUCUUCUAUCAUAUCCUCGGGGAUCGGUUUCUAUCUCGGAUUGAAUUUGACAAAGAGCCAGGAUAUAAGCUUCUGGGUCGACCCAGCACAAGGUUGCAAUCUGACAUUUCCCACGGGUUUUUAGGAAUACAUGUCAACCCUUUGACACCAAUGCGCCAGCCACACCAACAAAAUCGAGUCCACAUCGACAAGUGUUAUGUAAUUGGAAAUAAUAAAAAAAAACCUUUGAAUUGUCGGUUUUGUAGGACUGUAACAUAAAGGAAUUAUCAUGAUGUGGCACUUGGAGUAACAAAGAAGCUGGGGAGGGGGCGUAGUCCGUUAAACUACCCUUUCGUGGUUUGGUCAAAAAUAGCAUUAUGAUUUAUACAAGUGUGUUAUCACUUCUGUGGGGUUGUAAAUCUAAAGAGAUACUCUGACAAUUAUUACGAUUGAUUGUAACAAUUGUACAUGGAUACACUGUAAAUGCAGCUACACUUAAUAUAACAAUUCGAUUGAUCAUAUCUUGUAUAUCACAUGGCACUGACGAAUCGAUUUUAAAACUAUUAUGUAAUGGAUAUAUCUUUAGUUAUUAAGAUCUAUUACUUUUUUAAAUUCUUGUUUCCUCACAUUAACAACUUGUUUGAGGUCCUUUAAUCUAAACUAUGGCAAUAUGUCUAUUUGAUAUAAUCAUUUGAAUUUCAAUCGGUCUUUAUACAUGUUAUACGUAGUAUCAUGCAAUUCACUUCCCUCCAUUUUUUUUUGCUUUUGAUUGACUUCCUUACUUUUAUCGAUUAAAGUCAAGUAAGUUGGCCUAUAUAUUCUAGUAUUCUACUUUCUUUUCCUUUUCGUCUUAUAAAUUAUUAUCCAAAAUAUAUCCAUUCAGUUUUCACCUUCAGUCAAUUAGAUGAAACUUGAAUAUCAUUUUUAUUAUAUUGCACCACUGAUUUUUUUUUCAAUUUCGAACUGUUUGAUUUAGAUGGUUGACUAAGUUCAAAUGUGUACACCAACAUAUUAUUAGGUUGGAAAAAUAUAUGAACUUCCACUACCUUGUCAUUCAUUAACUAUUUUGUUCAUUGAUUACAUCGAAAGUAAUUGGUUAGUCUUAAUUAUGUGUGACUCCAUACCAAUCAAUAGGAAGAGCAUUAUUUAUUCUUCUCUGUGACACCAAAUUUGUAAUGGUAACCCAAGUAUUUUUGGAGAUGAAGUAUAUUUCAUGACUGUCAAGAAAGAACCCCAAACGUUUCUCUGUUUUUUUUUCAAAUGCAUGUUAACUUUAGGUUCCAAACAAUGUUCCCAUCAUCGAAAGUUAUUUUACUCCUACUGUAUAUUCUCAGAGGGAUGUUGUCUUCUUAGUUGAAUACAAAAUGACAGAUUCAUA
Molecule: messenger RNA, 2697 nt
Organism: Lytechinus variegatus (green sea urchin)
Lineage: Eukaryota; Metazoa; Echinodermata; Echinoidea; Temnopleuroida; Toxopneustidae
Exons: 3
Coding region: 1-1464 (487 amino acids)
Source: RefSeq, a predicted model, not a curated record